Rhopilema esculentum is the source of this 1540-nucleotide messenger RNA. RefSeq lists its product as uncharacterized. The record is from RefSeq and is a predicted model, not a curated record. NCBI's taxonomy places the organism in Eukaryota, Metazoa, Cnidaria, Scyphozoa, Rhizostomeae, Rhizostomatidae. Gene Ontology annotation, molecular function: carbohydrate binding; calcium ion binding; protein binding.
CAAACAAUCAUCUGUUUCAGAGUUCACUUCCAUCAUAUCAGUUACUAUUUAUUUUAUCAACCUUUUUCUUCGUUCGUGCAGAGUUGAUCAAGUGAAACACAAUGGCAGCUACUCCGAUGAUUUGGUUUACAGUUUUCCUCGCUUGUUCCUGUUACUUUGUGCUUGGAAAGCCGCUAAAACCUGAUGGUUCGCAUGUUUGCAAGUACAUGGAGGGCCGACAGGUCCAAAGGAAUGUUUCGUAUAUUACUUCAAAGCUUGUUUCUGUGAGACGAAAGUAUGUUACAAAUUGGUGGUCUACGCAAUACAGAACUAUUUACAGAAUGCAGAGCGCGGUGGAGUACAUGAUGAGGACAGUAUGGGAAAAUUUUCCAGUUUACUAUUGUUGUAGUGGAUGGAUGCAAUCAGAAGGCCGUCAAGAAUGUAGUACGCCAAUCUGCGCAGUGGACUGCAUGAAUGGUGGGAAGUGCGUAGCUCCUGACAAAUGUGAGUGCCAAUCUGGGUUUGAGGGAGAGUUUUGUCAGAACGACGUGAACGAAUGCAAGGAUGAAUCUAAAAAUAAUUGUGAACAAGUAUGUGAAAAUACUUGGGGAAGUUUUCGAUGUCGUUGCAAGCGAGGUUUUAAGGCCCAUCCAGAGGAGACAAACAAAUGCAUCGAUACCGACGAAUGUUCCCGCAACCCGUGCACGUGCGCCCCGGAGGAUAGCAGUAAUUGCACCGCGACUUGUGUCAACUCUGCGGGAAGCUAUGAGUGCCGCUGCAGUAAAGGCUACAUUUUGAAGUAUGACACCUGCCAUGAUAUCAACGAGUGCAUCGAUGGCGUUUGUGAACACCAUUGUAUCAACCUGCCUGGAGGUUAUGUUUGCAAGUGCUUGGAUGGCUUUGAGUUGGAUGCAAAUUCUAGCAGCUGCGAAGAUAUUGAUGAGUGUAAAAUUCAAAAUGGUGGAUGCAAUCAUAAAUGUCAUAAUGUCUACGGAGGUCACGUCUGCAGCUGCAAGGACGGGCAUUAUCUUGGCUCCAAUCGAAGGACCUGUAAAGCAAUAAAGCCAGACGUUAAAGUAUCAUUGGUUUGCGCUGAUCAAACUGACAACUUUGUCUACAUCUCUUGCAACUGGCCUACAGAAAUAAAAGUUAUGUCUGCCUUUUAUGGACGUGUUGCCUCUGACGUGUGCAUGUACAAAAACUUCACUACUGAAAAGGCUUGUUCGUAUGAUGGGAUAACUGAACUGAUUGCUAAAAAAUGUGAUGGAAGAACAACCUGCUUCCUUGGCGCCACGGAUCAAGACUACCCGGAGCUGAAAGACCCUUGUCCUGAUCUCAGCAAGUAUUUGAAAGUCAGCGCACAAUGUCAGUUCAGAUGAACAGAGGUAAAGUCCCUUUUGAUGGACUCUUUAUUUUCAAAAAUUUAAUUGAAGUAUCUGAGACUGAAUAAUUAAUUUUAAUCAUAAGUGCCUUUUCUAGGAGAGUUUUUCUCGAUUUAAUGUUUGCUUUGACGAAAGAACAUUUUUUUAGAAUGUUCACCCAAUGAAUGACGUAAAAAAGA